AUCACGAUUUGAAGAAACAGAGGUCCCUUCAAGAGGGCUUCUUCUCCGUGUUCUCCUCUACUAGGGUUUCCUCCGCAAAUUCUUCUUCUCCGUCUUCGUAGAGGGAUUGAGAGAUGGUGGGGCACGCACAUGAGAUCCCGCUGGAGGUGGUGGGGACGAUGAUCGAGAUGGCGGACGUCGCGUGGAGCGCCCUUGAGUACCGCCGCGAGCGCAAGGCUGAGGCGGCGGAGGAGGACGAGAUCUCCCACCUCAAGGCCGAGAACCUCCGCCUCCGAACCGUGCUCGCCGACAAUCUUGCCGUCCUCCAGGGCCUCUAUAAAUCCCCCUCUGUCUCCAACGAUUGCCCUCCCGACUUGUAUACGCGCCUUGUUGCUGCGGUGGACAGCUCAAGCUUCCUGACCAAACUUGAAUCACUUCAUCAGGAGUCAACAGAUUUACCAAAUGACAAACUCCCAUCCAGUGAACCCAUAGGGGCAAAUUUAAAUGGUGUGGAAAUUAUGGUAGAUGAAAUUGUCCCAGAUUGCUUGGAGGAAGUCAGUGGAAUUGAUAAUGAAAGUUAUGUCAUCAUUAGUGAAGAGAAUGUGGUUGAAGGCAUUGCCCACUUCAUAGCCAGCUGCAUCCUUGAAAACCCAAAAUCUAAGGUUUUGACACCGGAGGAACUACAGAGAACUGUGACAAGGGCUUUGGGUGGCAUUAAAGAUAGGAGUAAGUGGAGAAACGUUUGGGAGGCUGGAAGAAUCAUUUACACCUUAUCAACCUGGGGUAUUGCUCUGGCAGGGAUAUAUAGGCACCGGGCCAUCUUGAAAGCUGCGGCAAAGGGCGUUAGUGCGUCCGCCAACCUUGCCCUGAAGGCUCUCUAAAAGUGCAACAUUAAAUCCAUCCAUGUAGACUUCAUCAUGGAUACUUUAUUUGCAUCGCAGGUUAUAUGAGCACCUGGCCAUCUUGAAAGCUGCUGCGAAGGAGUGUUCAUGCAUCCACCAUUCUUGUCUGGAAAGACUCCCAAUGAUGCAGCACUAAAAAAAUCGUGUUACGCUAAAUCCAUCAUGUAAUCAUCAACUUCCUCAUUCUUUGCUUCAAAUUGUCAUGCCUUCUGUACAGCCGCAUGAAUGUUCAUUGUUACAUUUGCAAGGUAUUUCCUGUAUAUUAUCCAUUAACAUAAAGCAUAGUUUGGAACCCCCCUCUCUGGAGAUGAAGGGAUGGUAAAGAUAUCAAGCAGACCAUUCUUUUAUGCUUGCCUUAUAUGUGGAA
Messenger RNA from Phoenix dactylifera (date palm), 1248 nucleotides. RefSeq lists its product as uncharacterized. NCBI's taxonomy places the organism in Eukaryota, Viridiplantae, Streptophyta, Magnoliopsida, Arecales, Arecaceae. The record is from RefSeq and is a predicted model, not a curated record.